AGUUCGUUUGUUUUCAUUAUUUCAUUUGUUGUGAUUUGUGAAGGUUGGGGAAUUUAUUAAAUUAACUAACGUGUUUCAAGUGUAACUAAGUAAAUAACAUUUAAUUUGCUAGUUAGAGUGCUAAAACUUGAAAUGGCAACGGCUGCAGCAAAACCAGAACCGAUGGAAGAGGACGCAAGGAAACCCGUGUGCUUGAUCAUUUUAGGUAUGGCUGGUGCAGGCAAGACCUCCUUCACCAGACGUCUAGCGAGCCAGGUCGUUGAAAGCUCGCGACCAUAUUUGAUUAAUUUGGAUCCAGCCUGCAGAGAGGUGCCAUAUCCAGCGAAUAUUGAUAUAAGAGAUACUGUAGACUACAAACAAGUAAUGAAGCAAUACGGCCUGGGGCCAAAUGGAGGUAUCGUCACAGCUCUGAACUUGUUCUCUACAAAGUUUGGCCAGGUGGUGGAUUUGAUUGAGAAGGCUGGAAAGAAGCACAAAUACUGUAUUAUUGAUACACCAGGCCAGAUAGAGGUAUUCACAUGGUCAGCGUCGGGUACCAUAGUGACUGAAGCUCUGGCAUCUACAUGUCCUACAGUGGUGGUGUAUGUAAUGGACACCGUACGCAGCGUAGCUCCGAGCACCUUCAUGUCUAAUAUGCUGUAUGCAUGCUCAAUACUGUACAAGACUAGGCUGCCUUUCAUCAUUGUUAUGAAUAAGACAGACGUAGUGGACAACGCAUACGCGGUAGAAUGGAUGCGCGACUUCGAAGCAUUCCAGGAGGCACUAGACGCAGAGGGAGACGGCGAGGGCGGCGCAACAUACAUCGGCAAUCUUACCCGCUCUAUGGCGCUGGCGCUCGACACCUUCUACACAGAUUUGAAGUGUUGCGGAGUCAGCGCUCAUACUGGCAACGGUAUAACUGAAUUCUUCAAAUUAGUUGAUGAAGCCGCUGAAGAGUAUGAAAAGGAGUAUAAAGCAGACUGGUUAAAAAUGCGCGCUGAAAAAUUGGAACAACAGAAGAAAGCAGAAGAGGAGUUGAAAGCAGGCAAAAUGGAUGACGACAAACCAGAGGAUGUCGCUGCGUUCCAAGAGUUUAUCAGAAAGCACGUGAAACCAAACGAUUCGGGAAACAAGACGUGAUGAAACUAAUCUCUUCCAUCUGUAAAUA
Messenger RNA from Ostrinia nubilalis (European corn borer), 1147 nucleotides. Its product is annotated as GPN-loop GTPase 1. The transcript has 8 exons. Bases 133 to 1119 code for a protein of 328 amino acids. Lineage: Eukaryota; Metazoa; Arthropoda; Insecta; Lepidoptera; Crambidae. Gene Ontology annotation, molecular function: GTPase activity. The record is from RefSeq and is a predicted model, not a curated record.